AUGUCUCGGGGAUAUUUUUCAGCUGAUUCUAUUUUUGGUAAGGCUGAUAAAACAGAAGCAGUUCUUGAUAAAAUAUAUAUUCAUGGAGUUGAAAGAACUAAAUCGGAUGCCCUUGAAAAGGAAUGCUCUAAACUACUUGAAAGUUCUAAUUUAGAUGAAUUAAUAAAAAAUGCUGGAAUUUGUGCUAGGCAUUUAGAAGAAGUUGGAUUAUUAAAAGAAUGUACACCGUUUAUAAAUGUGUCACCAGAUAAUCCUAAAGGAUAUGUUCUUCAUUUAAAAUCAGAGGAACAUAGUAUAUUAAAUUUAGGUGCCAAAACAGAUAUGGAAUUUAAUGGUCAACUUGAUGCUUCAUUAUCUUGUGAGACAAGCAAUUUUAAUGGAAGAGGAGAAUCCCUUAAAGCAUCGUUUACAAAAAACUUAAAAGGAGGUCAUUCAUAUGGUCUUGAUUUUGAUAAGCCUCUUCUUGGUUGGCAACGAUAUGAAAAUUUAGGAAUUACAAUAAAAAAUCCACUUUAUCAUCUUGAUUGGAAUUGUGCUGAUUUAUCAGAGUUAUUAGGUUCAUGUUAUUACACAAAAAGACGAUUUUUAAAUAAAAACAUUGAUUUCAAUUUUCAAUUGAAUUCCUCAUGGAGAAAAUUACUUCCAAAUGAUGAUACACCAUUCCCAAUCAGAGAUCAAUCUGGUCAUACAAUGAAAUUUUCUGCAGAAACUGGUAUAUCUAUAGAUAAUCGGGAUAGACCAUUACUCGCUUCAAAAGGAACAUUAUUUAGAUAUUCUAUUGAAGUUGCCAAUUUAAUUGGUGAUGUAGCUUUCGCAAGACAACAAUUAGACCUUCAAGCUUCAACACCAUUAUUUUUUGGAACAAUUUUAAGUGCCUCACUUCGUGGAAUAUAUGUACAUUCUUUAGCUAAUAAAAAAUUACAUUUAUUAGAUAGUGCAUACCUAGGUGGACCAUAUGAUAUAAGAGGUUUUCAAAGAAGAUCUAUUGGUACUAGAGCUGAUAAUGCUUGUCUUGGAGGUGGAACAGCUCUUGUUGGUGCUUUACAUAUUUAUAGGCCCAUAUUUUUUAAAAAUUCAUUAUUUUUACAUAGUUUUCUAACAUGUGGAUCUGUUGCUAGAGCUCAAUCAAAGGCAAAGUUUAGGGAAUUAUUGGAUGUACCAAGAAUUUCCACAGGAUUUGGGAUAUCUUAUAUUUUUAAUAAUAUUUUUAAAUUAGAAGUAAAUUAUGUCCUGCCAAUUCGCUAUGUACCUGGUGAUGCAUGUAGAAUGGCAAAAAAGUCAAUUUUAAAGUUUGUUACUGGAAACUCUAACAAAUUAAGGGAGGUUCGACAAAUUAUCUCUACAAAUCCUUAUUAUGAUGUUGAAGCCAUAAAUUUGGAUCUUCCCGAAUUUCAAGGAACGCCUGAAGAAAUAGCAGAAAAGAAAUGUCGUAUUGCUAUUGAACAAGUUGAUGGACCCGUUAUUGUUGAAGAUACAUCCUUAUGUUUUAAUGCUAUGGGUGGAUUACCUGGACCAUACAUCAAAUGGUUUUUAAAAGAAUUGAAACCAGAGGGUUUAUUUAAAAUGCUUCAUGGAUUUGAAGAUAAAAGUGCUUAUAGUUUGUGUAUUUUUGCUUACUGUGAAGGUAAAGGUUGUCCUGUAAAAUUAUUUAAAGGAAAAAAUAAUGGAAAAAUAGUUUUCCCAAGAGGAUCAACAAAUUUUGGAUGGGAUCCAAUUUUUGAACCAGAAGGUUAUAAUCAAACAUAUGCUGAAAUUGAUAGUGAAAUUAAGAAUAAAAUUAGCCACCGAUCAUGUGCCUUAAAAAGUCUUUGUGAAUAUUUAAAUAACAAAAUAAUUAAUAAUAGUUAG
Strongyloides ratti is the source of this 1848-nucleotide messenger RNA. RefSeq names its product Sorting and assembly machinery component 50 homolog. The transcript has 3 exons. The record is from RefSeq and is a predicted model, not a curated record. Lineage: Eukaryota; Metazoa; Nematoda; Chromadorea; Rhabditida; Strongyloididae. Gene Ontology annotation, molecular function: nucleoside triphosphate diphosphatase activity. Gene Ontology annotation, cellular component: cytoplasm; outer membrane. Gene Ontology annotation, biological process: nucleoside triphosphate catabolic process. The coding region runs from base 1 to 1848 and encodes 615 amino acids.